UAAAACUGCGAGUGUUAUGAUAGCGGCGCUCAAAAAUCACUUCUCGACCGUAGGGCUGCAGCUCCUUCCAGACUUCGAACCUUUCAACUCCCGAGGCGACCUCGAGCACGCGUGGGACCAGCGGGUCGUGUGCAAAGAUGGGACAGUGCGCGCAGGACACGCGGAAAAGCUGGCGUAACGCGGUCUUCUCCAACAUUAAGGUCUUUGUAUUUUGUCAUGGCCUUCUUCAGCUGUCUCAGCUUCUCUACAGUUCCUAUAUCAAGAGCACUAUCACUACCAUUGAGAAGCGAUUUGAGUUGAGCAGCUUUUCUUCUGGUUUUAUAUCGAGCCUUCAUGAGGUUGGGAAUGCAGCACUCAUUGUGUUUGUGAGUUAUUUCGGCAGCCAUGUACAUCGGCCACGAAUAAUUGGAAUUGGUGGACUCAUUAUGUCAGCAAGUGCUCUUUUACUGACUUUACCACAUUUUUUGUCUGAGCCAUAUCAAUAUUCUUCCAGUCCUUUUGGCAACAGUAGCAAGUCACAUGAACUUUGUCAGUGGCGGAACAACAUUUCCAUUUCCUUGGCUACCCAGGCAAAGUGUGACCAGCAACUAUCUCAGAAGGUUAAGGAGACAAAUAGUCUUUGGAUGCUAAUGGCAACUGCUCAAUUGCUUGCUGGUGUUGGCUCUGUUCCCAUCCAGCCCUUUGGAAUUUCUUAUGUGGAUGACUUUGCAGAGCCAAGAAAUUCAGCAUUAUACAUUGCUAUGCUGUUCGCUGUAUCAGUUUUUGGACCCUCCAUUGGCUACCUGAUGGGCUCUGGAAUGCUGAGGAUCUACGUGGACGUGGGUAGAAUGACGCCAGGAUUGCCAGUUUUAACCCCCAGAGACCCUCGCUGGAUUGGAGCUUGGUGGAUGGGCUUGCUGAUAUCAUCUGGGUUUCUUGCCAUUACCUCACUUCCAUAUUUCUUUUUCCCUCGAACGAUCAGUAAAGACAAUGACACAUUGCCAGGUGAUAAUGAAAAUGCCAUACUUAAAGACACUUUAAAGAGAGAUGAAUCUUCUUUGUUGAACUUCAUUCGCAAAUUCCCACGCGUAUUUGUGAAGCUGCUGUUGAAUCCUUUCUUUAUGCUUUUGGUCCUGACUCAGUGUUGCUUCUCUUCUGUAAUUGCUGCACUGGCCACAUUUCUCAGUAAAUUUCUCGAGAAACAAUAUGGUGCUACCGCUUCGUAUGCCAAUCUAUUGAUGGGUGCCUUUAACCUACCAGCUGCUGCUAUAGGAAUGCUUCUAGGAGGAAUCAUUAUGAAGCGAAUGGCACUAUCUCUCAAAAUCAUCCCUAGAUUUUCUGUGGUUGUUUUGUUCAUCUCUUUUCUGCUAUGCCUCCCUCUCUUUUUCAUGGGCUGCCCCACACAGAGGAUUGCAGGGAUUUAUCCCAGUCAGGACCAAAAUAAACAUCCUAUUGACAGGAAUUUACAAGGAUUGUGUAAUGUCGGUUGUGGCUGUUCUAAUCGCACCUUUAACCCUGUCUGUGGUUCUGAUAACAUAGAGUACUUAUCUCCUUGCCACGCUGGCUGUACAAACCACACUGAUAUAACUUCUCGAGGAUCUGUGACAUAUACCAACUGUAAAUGCAUUGGUAAAGGAGAGUCAGGAUCAGCUCGUUCAGGCUCAUGCCUCACGGAAUGUUCUGAGUUUCUUCUGCCUGUCAUAGUUAUUAUCUCCUUGGCAAGUCUUGUGGCCAGCCUCUCACACAAUCCUAUUUAUAUGAUGGUUUUAAGGAUGGUAGCAAGUGAAGAAAAAUCGUUUGCCAUAGGAGUCCAGUUCUUGCUUAUGAGAGUACUCGCAUGGCUGCCAGCUCCAGCAGUAUUUGGGAAAGUGAUAGACACAUCUUGCAUCAGAUGGAGUUCAUUUUGCACAGGGAGGACAGGUGCUUGUAUUUAUUAUGACAACGAUAUCCUAAGGAACAGAUACCUUGGGGUCCAGAUUGGCUAUAAACUCUUGGGUAUUUUUCUGCUGAUUAUCUUCAGUUGGAAAAUGAAAAGAACCGAUGAGUAUAACUUUCCAACUAAAGCUGACUUCUGAAAGUUUGCCAAAGCGGAUGACUGCUCUCAACAAAGCCUUUUCUUGCCAUAUUAAUGGAGGAUUCAUCUAUCAUCAGAUGAAGGUUUUGCUAUUCACUGUUGGCAACACCUGCAGAGAUAUGAAAGGACUCCAUUGCUGUAAGAUGCUCAUUGAUGGAAACACCACAUAAGGGCAGAGAGAAGAAGACUGUACUCAUAUCUUCUCAGACUAGGAACCCCAGAAGAAAUAGAAUCAUUGAAGACCUGUUUUCAUGGGGCUAAGGAAAAUCCAUCCUGUUUGUCCCUAACAGACAAAUUAGAGAAAUAAUGUGAUAUUUCCUCAUAUUUCACUGCAUAUUACAUGCAGAUUAAUGUUCCUUUGGAAAACCAAAAGGUAUACUCCACUUUAGCUUUGUUUAGUUUCUCCAUAUAGAUAAUGUUUUUCCUCACAGGGUGUCCACAAUCAAAUUAAAAGGGUUCUGGUAGUGAUAAAUAUGUGUUGAAGUACCCCAAAUGAAUUGCACUUAAUAAAUAUUUAUGAUAGUUAUAUCGUUCUUUUUUUAACAAAAUCAAACUCAUAUCUGUAGGACAUACGUUUCAUAUAAAGUGUGCAUUUAUUCUACAAAUCAUCUUCUUUAACAUUUUAUUUGACUCCAUUUGCCCUGAUGCUUCUGUACCAUAUUAAAGUAUUUGCAGUUGGAUUAAAGUUUUUCAUAUGUGAUAGAUAAAAUGUGUACAUUUAAUUGGACGCAUUUCUGAAGUUUGCCCAGAAUAGAUCAGUAUUUUGUAUUGUUUAGUCUUAUAUUAAGUGCUCACAUUAUAUAAAACAGAUGUCUAAGGCUGAUUUGGAGUUUGACUCAAAAAAAGUGAAUUACCAAUCGUAAGAGUGCUUUUCUCUGCCGCAUCUCCGCUGCAGGACCACGAUCAUUUACUCCUACCUUUUUAUUCCGCCAUUUCUCAUAGUGCAGUCACCAAUGUUUAAACUUUCUUUUUUAACCUCGACCCACUGCACUAAAAGCGGACUUAAAGGUGCCACAUGAUGUAAAUAUUUUAUUGCCUGGGAUGAGAGCUUUCUGAAGUGAAGCUGAUUAUUGUGUCUGUGAUGAUGAGUGACACCAUUUUGUGUCACAGGGCUAGAUUUGCCAGUGCCUACAAUCCAAUACACAAAAACAUUUUCAUGCAGGCCAGAUAGGGAAUGAUUUAUGACAAUGUCUUCCAAAGGUUUGCUUUCUAACUGAAGUAGUAUUUAAACAUGAAGAUUUCACAAAAUGCUUUCUGGUACUUCUCAAACCUCAGCUGAUGUGACAAAUCAUUAAUUUAGUUUGUGUGAUGCCAAUGUAUGGUUAUAUAUUUUAUGGAUACCGGACAAACAAGUGUAGUGAGUUUUAAUAUCCAAGUUCAUAUAGGAUGAAACUGAUAUUGAAUAUUGAUGUAGUGAUUUUUCUGUAUAAAGCACGUACUGAUGUUUUUAUAUUUUUUCCAAGAUCCAAAUGGCCCACAGCCCAAUCCCCAACCUGAGAAUAAACUCACUGCAUUUGUGCUCACAGAAUCCACUACAAACCUGGCACACAAGUGAUCUGUACAAAAAAAAACUAAUACCUGUUAUUUGUUUUGCAGUGACACCAUUUAUAUGCAGUGACAUCUUUUGAAAUUAUUACAAUUUUAUUCUUAGCAAAGAUUAUACAUUUUUUCUAUUUAAACACAUUUACUGCACUCCUCCAUUUUCCUAACCUGCUAAAUCAACCUCCAGAUUACAUGAUAAGCUACAUAUGAGGUCUCUCUGAAACAACUCUGCCAACAAAACAAAUUUCACUCUUGGAGGAAUAAAAUCAGAGCUGAUUUGUAUUGUUUUUUUCCUUCCAUUUACAUAAGGUUUGAACAUCCGAUGCAUACUUUAGGCUGGGGUAAAUGUAUGUAAAUGAUAUCAAACACAGGGAAACAACAUCGACUAAAUCCAACAUAACAGAUCACUGUGUACACAGACAAACCUCACACCUUAUUAGGAGACAACAUACUGUAUGCAUACUUUUGAUAUUAAUAUGCGUACACAAUCCCAUACAAGAAUAAUUUAUGCAAAGACUUUACUUUUUUGGCAAUAAUGCAGGGGUUAUUUGGGUUUCUAAGGUUCAGGCUGCUGAGGAAAUGCAAACAGUAUGUGAAAGCCUUUAGAGGAGCCUCAUUUUGCCCCACAACACCUGAGCUUUACAGGACAAAUAGAUUUACAUUUGCUUUUGCAAUAGAUGCAUACAUGUGAAUGAAUGUAAUUACAGAUUUAAGAAACUUGACUGUAGACCAAGUCUGACUAAACAAAAUGUGGAGCUUUGCGGUCUCUGGCACUCCUUCGAGCCAUUAUCUGAAAUAAACAAAGUCUCCCAGGUACACAGCAAGGAAGGCCAAACUUAAAAAAUGCCUUUCAGCCUUAUGUUGACGCUGCUGUGGUGCUGUGGAUUUACAGCCUGAUAGUGAGACCAACUAGCCAAAGGUUCAUACCACAGUCUGCACUCAUAAAGGCAACUGAUGUAAGAAAAAGCUCUUAUAUUGUUUUUUAUGACACGAGUAGAUUAACAGUCAAUUUAUUAAAAAGCCUUUUUUGUUUAAGCAGCCCAUAUGGAGACUGUUAGCUGAACAUUCAGUCUUAUAAAAGCAAUAUAUGAUUAAAUUCUCUGUAAACCACCAUGUCUAAGAAGAAAGAAAUGCUGAAAGAAAGGAAUAUUGCAGCCUUCCAGAAAUAGGCCCAUUGCUCACCGACAAGGCUUCUUUGUUUUCAUCCCACUAAUAGGUGGUUCAAAGAAAACCUGCCCUAAUGACCUUUUUAAA
Molecule: messenger RNA, 4849 nt
Organism: Erpetoichthys calabaricus (reedfish)
Lineage: Eukaryota; Metazoa; Chordata; Cladistia; Polypteriformes; Polypteridae
Product: solute carrier organic anion transporter family, member 2A1
Exons: 14
Coding region: 138-2054 (638 amino acids)
Biological process (GO): prostaglandin transport; sodium-independent organic anion transport; transmembrane transport
Cellular component (GO): membrane
Molecular function (GO): protein binding; prostaglandin transmembrane transporter activity
Source: RefSeq, a predicted model, not a curated record